UUAUAAAGAAAGCAGAAAGAAAAAUAAUUUGCAAUAUAAUAAUAAUAAAUAAUAAAACAUCAGCAAAUAAUAAUAAAAUAUUGUUAUAAGGAAAAACCGCUACAAAGAAAUGAAAAAUCGUGAAACAAACAUUUGAAAAAAGAUAAAGAAAAGAUUAGAAGAAGAAACAUAAAACAUAAAAAAAUGUUCAAAAUCACCGAUAGACAUUAAGGCAGUAAGGAAAACAAAAAUAGUGCCCAAUAGUACAAACUCGACUAAAGAUUAUUGGCAACAAGAAGAACAGAAAGAAUUGCGCCGUGCAUAAGAUUAAUAAAGAUUUUGAAGGAAUAUAAAAAAAAAAUCCUAUACAAUUGUAUGUGCUCGUACUCGGUGAAUUAAAUGAGAUAUAAAUUUAUGGCAGUAAAGCAAAAUAUAAAAAAAAAAAUAGAAAAAAAAUUGUGAAUUGAACUUGCCUUUUCAAUUCCAUUACAAAACGAACAAAAAAGAAGAAAUUAAUGACUUUGAAAAUUAUUAUUUAUUGUGAAAUUUUGCGCUAACAAGAGACUGUGCUUAAUGAGGUUUAGACAUUUUGUGGUGAUAAGGUUUGAGAAAAGUCAAUAGAAGUUGUGGAAAAUAGAGCAGAUUAACUGUUAAUUGGAGAUAUUUGCUAGUGUCAACAUCUGUUGAAUGUUUAUUUGACUAAUGCUAAAGAGAUUACAGCUAAUUUGACAAGAAAGUUGGAAAUUUCAUAGAAAGAUAGCACUUAGGAUUGAAUAAUCAAGUUAAGAAGAUCAUAAACUGUAUUAAGGAAGCAACAAAAUAUUAAUAACGAUUGCAGGAAAUAACUCGAAGCUAUAAACAGUGAAUUAGCAUCGAAUUGGAACGGAUAUAGUAAAUUUUAGCGAAUCUGACUUGGAAAUUUGAUCCGAAACUUAAGAAUUUCAAAAUAUUUUGAAGAUUUAAAACCAAUUUGAUCAUCUCAGAGUUUAGAAAUAAAAAAUUCUGAAUUCAAGAUAGUUCAACUUAGAAUCAAGCAAUAAGGUUUCCUAAAAUAUCCACAGACAAUACAAGAAGUCUGCAAACAACUCCAAACUCUUCUAAUCUAACAUUCAAAAUUUCUCAAACAAUCCUAGCAAAUUCUGCAUAUCAAAAAGUCAAUAAAAUCGCUGCAGAUGACGUUCAAAUCAAAUUAAAAUCAUUGAACAAAGAAAAACCAGCUUCAAAUUUCCAAUUAAAUCAAAAAAUAAACAGCAGAUCAGAAACUUCAUGCGAAUAAAACAGCAACAAGAAAAAAAAUCACGAAACUCAUUGAAUAGAUGUGAAAAAGAAGGCAAAAAAAAAUAAAUAAAAAAAAAGUGAAUAAAAAAAAAUAUUUUUGUGUGUGAUGGCCUUAAGAAAGAGAGUGUUUUAAAAGAAGAAAAAAAAAUCUACAUGAAAUAAAGAACCAGAAAGUGCCAAAGCACUAACCAGCAACAGAGUGAAUACACAACACAAGAAAGAAAAUAAAAAAAAAAACAUGGAUAAUUUCUUAAACAAUAAAUUAUUGAAAUAAUUUGUAAAACUUUACGUUUUUCUUCUUCAUCCGCGCGUUUAGCUCUCCGUUCCGUAAGUUCGUCCAUUCGUGUGACAAAUAACGACGUGAAAUGAAGCUAAAAAAAAGUAUAAUAAAAUAAUCAAAUGUGAAAGAAAAAAAAAUAUAUAUAUAUAAAGUAUAAUAUAAUGUGGAAUAUAAGCGAGAGAAGAUAAAUAAAGAAAUUUGAAUAUUUGAAUUUAUAUAUUUGAAAAGUGAUUUUUUUUUUUGUUCAUCUCGGACAACACACAAGAAAUAUAAAUAAACACACAAAGUGGAAGAGUUAAAGGCAACAACAAGAUAUUUUCAUAUACAUGAGGAUGAGAAAAUGAGAAGCAGAUAGAAAUAAAAUAUAAAAUAAGUAAAUAAAGUAUAAGACAGAACAAAAACAAAAAGUGAUUCAUUUUUAAUGAUAUUAAUUUGUACCCCCGUAACGCCCCACAAUCUAUGUUAAAAAAUUAUGAUUGCGAAUGAAAAAUGUCAAAAGUCUAGCGAAGUCGUGGAUAAUUGCAAAGUCGAAAAGUCAGUUGCAAUUGAUGAUACAAUGCUUUUAAUUUUACGCAAAAAACGUCGAGCUUUCUACCAGCAUACGUGCCUAUUAAGUGUCAUGGCCGCAUUCACAAUAGGAUUAGCGAUAGGCAUCUUUUUCCUACCAUUAAUCGGAUUAACAUCAGCAUCAAGUAAAUCAACAGAUGAAAAUAAUCAUAAUGUUGUCAUAACAGCGGCACAACACAAUCCUUUAAAGCAUACGAAAUUGCAUAAAUAUGAUUUUAAUAAAUUACAAAAUAGAAAUCAAAUUGAUUUCAUAGAAAAUAAUAAUAAUAUUAAGAAUCCAGCAAUUUAUUCAUCCGUGUCGUUUAUAUCAGAUGAUAAUAGUGUUGAUGAUGAAAAAUAUUCCGGUGGACUGGAGACAGCAACAAAUGAGUUUAUUUUGAAUAACAAUGGCAAAGUAAAUAACAAUGAUUAUGCUAUUGCCGGAGUUACAGUAAAUGUUGAUGAUGAGAUAUCGCAUGCUGUAAUAGAAGAGAAUUCCUCUUCAUCUAACAGCAAUAAAAAUAUGAAUAUUGAAAUACAAAGUCAUGAGCAGCAAGAAAAUUCAUAUGAAAAGGAAAACAAUGAAACAUUGCGACGUAUUAUCGAUGAUGAUAUUUAUUGGGGUCAAAUGAUUGAGAAUCGUAUACCAAAUGGCUUUGCUAAACGUGAUACAGAAGAUUGGCAAAAUUAUUUGCAUAAUAAUGUAACGGAAAUAAUAAAAAUUGAGCAAGGAUGUGGUCGUAUGCAGAAUCGUUUGGUUACAUUUAGUGAUGGUGUUAAAGCAUGUGUACGAUAUCGUCAGAAUACGGAUCAAAUUCAAGGUGAAUUAUUCAGUUUCUUUCUUGGACGAAUGCUCAACAUAACAAAUUUGGUGCCGAGUGCUGCAGCCGUUAUUGAUUGGGAAUCACGAUUAUGGACACAAGUGAAGCAACAUAUAACAGAAUCACAAUGGAAAACAUCGCGUCCCGUUGUUUUCACAAAAUGGAUACCCGAUCUAGAGCCGUCUGGUAUACCGGAACAAUUUCGUCCACUCGAAAGACACAUGAAUAAAAAUGACAUAUGGAAUAUAACAUUGAGUGAUGGCGGAAAGCCAUCACAAAUAUUGAUUGAACGAUUAAAGUCAAAAUAUAAUGUUAAUAAUGAUGAUGGUAGUGACUAUAGAAGGAAGUUGAUGCGUAAAAAGAAAAUUACAUUAAAUGAUAAAAUUUAUGAUAAACUCAUCGAGCUCGCACAAUGGUCGGAUUUAAUAAUAUUCGAUUAUCUCAUCGCUAAUCUUGACCGUGUUGUAAAUAAUUUAUACAAUUAUCAAUGGAAUGCAGACAUUAUGGCCGCUCCAGCACACAAUCUGGCAAAACAAAUAAAUUCACAGCUUUUAGUCUUCCUCGACAAUGAAUCGGGCUUAUUGCAUGGCUAUCGGCUGUUGAAAAAAUAUGAGGCAUAUCAUAGUCUUCUGUUGGACGAUCUCUGCAUAUUCCGUAAGUCAACUAUUGAUGCAUUAAAAUAUAUACGUGACAAUAAUGCCGGUGAGCUUUUAAAUGAGCUUUUCGAGCACACAACGACAAGUGAAGUGCGUGACGUACUUCCGCCUCUUCCUGAAAAGUCAAUAAAAAUUCUCACAGAUCGUAUUGAUCAUGUGCUACAGCAAGUGCAAAAAUGUCAAGAUAUGUAUUCGAAUAGAUAG
Molecule: messenger RNA, 3764 nt
Organism: Chironomus riparius
Lineage: Eukaryota; Metazoa; Arthropoda; Insecta; Diptera; Chironomidae
Source: the annotation of a GenBank genome assembly